Molecule: messenger RNA, 561 nt
Organism: Ostreobium quekettii
Lineage: Eukaryota; Viridiplantae; Chlorophyta; Ulvophyceae; Bryopsidales; Ostreobiaceae
Source: the annotation of a GenBank genome assembly
AUGGGGAAGAUCGACUGGCGAAAGUUCGCAAAGGCCAACCCGGCCGGGGACGACUUGCCGCCGCUGGAGCUGGACGGGGAGGAGGAUGCGGGGAGCGAGAGCGACGAGAUAGCCGCCGCCUCCAGCCCGGAGGAGUCGAAGCCGGGGCGCAAGCGGAAGAGGCGGAUCACGGCGAGGGCCGUGAGGGCGGCCGGCAGGCGGAAGAGACCGCACACCGGGGUGCUCAAGCGGCUGGUGGCCAACGCGCACUGGCACCACAUCCGGAUGGAGGCCGUGGAGGGCCUGGGAGGCGCCACCAAGGAGUGGGGUGUCAGGUUGCGCCCAUGGCUGCUGCAUGCUUCUGGCAAAGGACCUGGUGCACUGCGCCGCGAGGCCCUCUCAGUGGCUGGGAAAGCCAGGAAGGGAAUUUGUCUCUCCCUCAUGAGGCAGGUUGCAGCGACGUAUGGCUUGGAGCUACAGCAAGCCGAGUCCGAGGAGGGCCAACAAGUAGAUGGGCCGGGCCUCGAGGUGCUCACCAUUGUGGUGAACCCCUUGCCCAGGACUGCACACCUCAAGGACUGA